GAUUUGCGAGAGCGGCAAACUGCAAAGCUGAGGGAGGGAAAAGAAGAAAAAUAAAGCUAGGCAGGAGUUAUAGGGGGAAAAAAAGAAAAUGGAAAUUGCAAACGAGACCAGGAAAUAGGAGAAGCUGUAAAGCAAAAGGAAAAUGAUCUUGCCUGGAUCAAUGAAACGCAAUUUUGAGAUCAUUGAGUGUAAAAACAAGAAUAAAGGUAAGAAAUAAAGACUAAAGGUGGAAGGGAAGAAAAAAAGGUCACUUUGACAAAACAGAGUGAUGUCUACAAGACAGACGUACAGAGGAAGCAAAUAAGAACUGACAUAAGGCACAGCGGAAAAUGAGUGAAAAUCAUAAGGAGGGGGAGAGGAGGAAUCACAGAAAGCAAGAGUGAGAGGAGACGUGGUGCUGGCAAACAGGGCUGAUGAUGAUGAUGAUGACAACUAGGCAGGCACACAGAACAAGGGGCAUUAAUUCAGGUGAGGAAAUGGAAGCAGAAGGGAAUUCUCUCUUCGUCAUUACUCAGGAGAGAUAGGAACUCCCAGCCGCCUGCUGCAACCCUUCACAAUGAACUGGUUUAACUGGUGCCUGCUGAUUCUACAGCCUGUGGGUGGACUUUAAGCAAGGUUUUUGGUGCCUGAAAGAUACUGCCAGACUCCCCAUCUGCGGGCACUGAAUAAGAUGUUGCAUGUACCUUGGAGUGUGCCACCAACACCACACAUCAGAGGAGCUGCAGUCGUUUACUGAGACAAGAACGCAGCCCAGGGAGGCUCAAAUCUUCACAAGCCAAAUCUGGGGGUGGGAGUUGUAGGAAGGAGGAAGACAGACUGUCAGCUCAGUGUACCAGGCAACAAAAGGCUGGCACCAUUCUGUCUGCCUGUCUCCUGCAGAGCUUUGCUUCCAAUCACAAGGCUACCCUACAACCUCAGGUACCAGGGAACCUCUGCAAAGGGAGGGGCAAUAAGAUAAGGGGUGAUAUAUCAUUGGGGACACAAUAAGAGAUUAUACGCUAACAAUAAUGUCCUGGACAGAGGAGACCCAACUUCAAGAUGAAUCUGACAUUUUGUAAAAGAAUGUUAUCCAGGGAAGACCUCUUUAGACUUUUCUAAAAGCCAUAUCUCUGGUUUCUACAAACAUUUAGUAAGAUCAUCCAAAGACAAUCUUCCAAAACCAUGCACUAUGCUUCCUGACAUAAACUGAUUUCCACAAUCUGCGCCCAAUAUAAAAUAUACUUCAGGUUAUGUUUACCAAAUGCUAACUGUUUGUAAUCUAUUGGACUUCAGAAAGAUAACCCCAAGCAGUCUGCAAACAAAAUGAUUAAUGUAUGGUAAUAACCACGAGAACAAAGCACAAGAUGAAGAAGAGUAAAUGAAUAAUAAGAUUACGGAACGAAGGAGCUGGGAAUGAUAUGCCAUCUUUGCACAAAGAAUACCUGACCCUGGUGCCCCCGUCUGUAAAUCUGCAGUGCGUGUUUGGGGGUUCGUGCCCCUCUGUAUGGCAGAAUAAGAUGGUUAUGUCUCAGGGCACAUACACUUUUCUCAGUUGUUUCGCUGGUUUUUGGCUUAUCUGGGGACUUAUUGUACUGCUGUGUUGUCUGUGCAGUUUUCUAAGACGCCGUAUGAAGAGACGUAGAGAAGAAAGGCUGCGGGAGCAGAGUCUACGUUCUGUACACAUUGAACCACUUCAGUACGAGGAGUAUGUCAGCAGCCCCCGUAUUCCUGUGGCACAUCGGAUUCGGGCACAACAGGCUGCCCAACCACCACCACAACAACAACCAGCAGCAGCACAAGCUCGACCAUGGUCUGCUACACGCAGGAAUGAACCAGACUUGUCUCAACCACCUUGUUAUGAAGAAGCACUACUCAUGGCUGAACCCCCACCACCAUACAGUGAGGUCCUUACUGAUACUAGAGGCAUCUACAGGAAAAUCCUCAGUCCUUUUCUCUCUGUUCAGGAUGAGCUGGUGAAACCAGAGCAACCUUUGAGCCAUAAACAACAUCUCACAGGACAACAAAAUACUCAACCACUUCCUGGCGCCCUAAGCUCACAGAUUCUACCCAAUCCCCCUCAAGAAGCACCAAGCCGAAGACGGCCAUCUUGGUCAGGCUCUGAAAUUGGAAGUGGAGUACUGCCCGGAUUGCCAAGGGGCUGCCAACUGAUAUUCCCAAUUCCCCUGCUGGGCAGGACUACAGCCGUUUAAACCAGCAUGGAAGUUGCUGUGGUCCAAAGAACUCGAGGAAGUUGGAUGGUCUGUGAAUGUAAUAAAAUUACAUAUAUAUUUCUGAAAACUGCAUUUAAAAUGACAGUGUAGCCAUUUGGGUAUCUGAACAUGACUAAACAACAUGGGCCAUAUCUACUGUAUCUCUGAAAGAUGGCAUGAGAGGAGCUACAAGACUCUUGAAUGGAUUAUAUAAACUUGUAUAACUCACCGACAAAUACUGAUGUGCAGUCAGAUUGGGUCUGAUUCUGACAACAUCCAUGCUCUGCUCACUAGAGACUGACAGACUACAGACCCUCUUUAUAUAUUUACAUUUUUAGUUGCACUUCCUGUUUGUGGGAUUAAAGUUUGGCAGCCAUAGCGUGUAUGUGAGCUGCCAGCUAGGUUAUGGUGUCCAUUUCUGUAUGUUGUACAUACUGAGAGGAUCCUGUUCUCUGUAUUAAGAUAUUCAAUACAAUUAAUCUGAAAGGGCUUCACAUUGAACAUUCUGGAACACUUUCAAGUUGUGUAUGGUGAAUGAUAAAAUGUCUUGUCAUAUGCCAAGCUAACACUGUGGAAAGUGAAGUCAUCUGUGCAGUGAUACGUAACUGUGCGCUUCAUUUAUUCUGAAUCGCAAUUUGAUCUGUCAGCUUAUCAGCAUCACCACAAAUACCUAUCACUUCAAAGGGAGAUCAACACUAAGCACACAAUACAAAAAGGGUCCAGGUGUAGGCCAUAGCAGCAAAUUGCAGUUGAUCUUUUUUAGUUCUACAAAAAUAAUGACUUUUAAAUGGUAUAGAUUGAUUUUUUUCCCAGCACCUCUGGUACUCUAAGACGUUAAGUCUAGUUUCUAAAUGAGUACAUCUUUCACAAUUGUAGAAUUUACAAUUCACACACUAAUUACAAAAAUUGUUUGAGUACCAGAGACACACACAUAAAUGUAUUUAAUACAUCUUCUCAACAAAGUCACAGUAUAGUGUAGAACUAAAAGAUUUCAUGAAAAUAUUAAAGCUGUUUUGAAUAGAAACCUGUCCUGAGAGACAUGUGGGGCUGUUGACCUCCUUAUAAAAUGCUAGGUGCUUGUCUGUUA
Molecule: messenger RNA, 3276 nt
Organism: Rana temporaria (common frog)
Lineage: Eukaryota; Metazoa; Chordata; Amphibia; Anura; Ranidae
Gene: PRR7
Product: proline rich 7, synaptic
Exons: 3
Coding region: 1398-2189 (263 amino acids)
Source: RefSeq, a predicted model, not a curated record